AAUGGCUUAAUUUGGGCAUUUAACUUGAAAAGUUUCUAUUUCGAGGAGGACUAGCCAAUAAUAAUUUUGACGCAGACUCUGGAUUCGCUCAAGAAUUUAGCUGCGCCGUGAAAGGUAAUAUUAUGAAGUGCAUGACAGGGGUCCACGCACAGCAGACCACUGGGCAUUAACAAUGCAAACUGCACUUUCUCCUUCUAUAAAAUGCAGAGUUGUCUAAGCUUGAAGCUAUCAGGUAAAACUUCUUUCUUAGCUUUCACAAAUUUUUUGAAACAUUUCCUAAUUCUGUUUCCAUGGCUCCUGUUCCCAUUUCUCCAAUUAACGUUGGUCAUAUUGAUGAUGUUCAAGAACUGAGAAAGGCUAGGCCAGCAACAAUCCCUGAAAGAUUUGUUAGGGACAUGACAGAAAGACCAACACCAGCCACAGCUCUACAGUCUCCUAAUACAGUUCCCAUCAUUGAUUUCUCAAGGCUUGUUAGAGGCAAUAAAGAUGAAUACGAGAGUGAAAUGUUGCAGCUGACAAGAGCUUGCGAGGAGUGGGGUUUUUUUCAGGUGAUUAACCACGGGAUUGAUCUGAGUUUGCUGGAGAGUAUAGAGAAGGUUGCCGAGGAUUUCUUCGUUCUGCCUUUGGAGGAAAAGCAGAAGUAUCCCAUGUUGCCGGGGACUGUUCAGGGAUAUGGACAGGCCUUUGUGUUCUCUGAGGACCAAAAGCUGGACUGGUGCAACAUGUUUGCUCUUGGGCUUGAGCCCCACUUUAUAAGAGUCCCGAAACUAUGGCCAGCAAAGCCACUCAAGUUCAGUGAAACUGUAGAGGUCUAUUCAGGAGAAGUGAGGAAGCUGUGUCAGCAUCUACUUGAAUAUAUAGCCAUGACACUAAACCUGAGAGCAGAUUUUUUUGAAGAGAUGUUUGGGGUGGCUGUGCAAGCCAUAAGGAUGAACUACUACCCGCCAUGUGCAAGACCGGACCUUGUUCUAGGUCUUAGUCCACAUUCAGAUGGAAGUGCCCUUACAGUGUUGCAGCAAGGGAAGGGUGGUUCAGUAGGACUCCAAAUCCUUAAAGACAACAAAUGGAUGCCUAUUCAGCCUGCGCCAAAUGCAUUUGUCAUAAACAUUGGCGACACUUUAGAAGUUCUAACAAAUGGAAAAUACAAGAGUGUGGAACACAGAGCAGUGACUCACAAGGAAAAAGACAGGCUCUCGAUUGUCACAUUUUAUGCCCCUAGCUAUGAGAUAGAGCUUGGACCAAUUCCAGAACUGGUGGAUGAGAACAACCCAUGCAAGUAUAGGACAUACAAUCAUGGAGAGUACAGUAAACACUAUGUGACUAGCAAAUUGCAAGGCAAGAAAACCCUCGAAUUUGCCAAAGUUGAAAGCAAGAAACCUACCUAACAAGGCCCUACUUAGCCACACACACGCCCGCCUUGGGGUGCUCAAUAUUUAGAUUUUGUAUAAAAUGUCGUUUAUGUUUCUAUUUAGAAUGGUAAGGUCAAAUCACAAGUUGAUGGGAUGCACUAUUCUUAUGCAAACUCAUUUGUAUUAGCUCUUCAAUCAAUAAAAGGCGGUGGGGUCUUGUGUUUCCAAAGCA
Populus euphratica (Euphrates poplar) is the source of this 1581-nucleotide messenger RNA. RefSeq names its product 2-oxoglutarate (2OG) and Fe(II)-dependent oxygenase superfamily protein (gene LBO1). Lineage: Eukaryota; Viridiplantae; Streptophyta; Magnoliopsida; Malpighiales; Salicaceae. The record is from RefSeq and is a predicted model, not a curated record. The transcript has 4 exons. The coding region runs from base 291 to 1385 and encodes 364 amino acids.